Molecule: messenger RNA, 931 nt
Organism: Vigna radiata var. radiata (mung bean)
Lineage: Eukaryota; Viridiplantae; Streptophyta; Magnoliopsida; Fabales; Fabaceae
Exons: 5
Coding region: 82-777 (231 amino acids)
Source: RefSeq, a predicted model, not a curated record
GUUUAAUCGAAAAAAAGAGAAGAGAAGAAAGAAAAAACAACGAAUUGAAAAUCUAGUGUUCUUUGCGUUUUCACGAAUGCGAUGAACUCAAAAAAGCCAACGUCAAUUAGGGCUUUCGGGCAGCGAACCAUUGCUUCAACGUUCCGCAAUCUCCCACCACGCAAUCCUCUCUCUGAAGGAACCGUGAGAAAUCAAGCUUCACACGAGUGCGAAACCACGCAUUCUUCGCUUUCAAACUUCCUCUCCUUCAAGCAGCAAAGAUCCCCACAUCUUACACAAACGGUCCAGGGGAAAUCGACGCCUUUUCUGUCACCUCUCGGUUUAAGAAAAUGUGAGGAAAAUGGGACUGCCAAAGAAGAUGGAAAGGAGGGAAACAGUAACAAUGACAGUAAGCUAAUUUUUGAAAGCUUCAAGCACACUGAAGAGGACAAAAGAAACUUUGUCAGUGAAAUUGGUGUUGAUGAAUUAGAAAAUUCAGUUGCGGAUACCAAUCAAGACUCAAAGAAAAGGAAAACCCCGUUUGAAGGCGGAAAUGAGAACCAAAGUACACGAAAUCACGUGGUAGUUCUUGGAGGCGAAUCAAAGUUGAAGCCAAAAAGACGAACCCAGAAUGGCUCUAACAACAAAAGGCCAAGGCCUCAUUAUAAUCACUAUGCGAAUGGCCAUGGCUGGUGGGAUUACGACAUGGAAGGUGUCGACAAUGAGGAAUUGGGCUCCAAUGAAGUAUGGGAGGGCGUGGGAUCCACCACACUCGGGGGAAUAAUAGAUUGGCAUUGAUUAGACAUUGUACCUGUGUUUGAGAGGAAUUUUGUAAUGUGCCCCUUUUGCUUAGCCUUCAUACCAACCUACUCUUAAACCGUUAACUCCAUGUAGACAAGUCACUCAAAGUGCAGUUAUUUUCACUUCAAUAUAAUUAGUUCACUUUAAGGCA